Saprolegnia parasitica CBS 223.65 is the source of this 4117-nucleotide messenger RNA. RefSeq lists its product as hypothetical. The transcript has a single exon. Lineage: Eukaryota; Oomycota; Saprolegniomycetes; Saprolegniales; Saprolegniaceae. Bases 1 to 4074 code for a protein of 1357 amino acids. The record is from RefSeq and is a predicted model, not a curated record. Gene Ontology annotation, cellular component: membrane. Gene Ontology annotation, molecular function: ATP binding; ATP hydrolysis activity; ABC-type transporter activity. Gene Ontology annotation, biological process: transmembrane transport.
AUGCCACCAUCGCCUCAGUCGGCCGACGCCUUUCUCCAGGACGGCUCGGACGCCUUCCAUGCGUCACUGGCCGCGCAGCUCGAGACGUCAAUGGGCAAGGCCAUGCCGCAGAUGGAAAUCCGCUUCCAGGACCUCUCCAUUUCGGCCGAUGUCUCCGUCGCCACCAAGGACGGCCAUGAGCUCCCGACGUUACUCAACCACGUCAAGAAGAUUGCGCGCGGCCUCGCUCGCAAGAAGCGUUCGAUCCGAAAAGAUGUGCUGCACCCGAUGUCCGGUGUUUUCAAGCCCAGCACGACGACGCUCCUCCUCGGCCAACCCGGCUCGGGCAAAUCGUCGCUCAUGAAGAUCCUCUCGGGCCGCUUUCCCAUGCACAAGAACAUCACGGUGGGCGGCCAGAUUACGUUCAACGGCGCCAAGUCCGAGGACGUCAAAGCGCAGCUGCCGCAGUUCACGGCCUACAUGAACCAGCGUGACUUCCACUACCCGACCUUGACCGUCAAGGAGACGCUCGAGUUUGCCCACGCAUGCAGUGGCGGCGGCGCCGUGCCUCAGCGCGUCCUCGACUCGCUCCAGUACGGUUCGCCCGAAGAGAACGCACAAGCCAAGGCUGUGAUUCAGUCGCUCUACAACGUCUACCCGGACAUUAUCACGCGCCAGAUGGGUCUCAAGAUCUGCGAAGACACGAUCGUCGGCAACGCGAUGCUCCGCGGUGUCUCGGGCGGCGAGCGCAAGCGUGUGACCGUCGGCGAGAUGGAGUUUGGCAUGAAGCAGGUCUCGUUCAUGGACGAGAUCAGCACGGGCCUCGACUCGGCGGCUGCGUUCGAUAUUGUCAAGUCGCAGAAGAGUAUGGCUGCGUCGCUCAAGAAGACGAUUGUGAUUGCGCUGCUGCAACCUUCACCCGAGCUGUACAACCUCUUUGACGAAGUGGUUCUCAUGAACGAAGGCCACGUCAUGUACCACGGUCCGCGGUCGCUGGCUCUCGAGUAUUUCGAGUCGCUCGGCUUCAAGUGCCCGCCCAAGCGCGACGUGGCCGACUUUCUGCUCGACCUCGGCACGCCGCAGCAGGCGCAGUACAUCGUCGACGGGACGACGUCGGUGCCGCGCACGCCCAGCGAUUACGCCGAUGUGUUUCGUCGGUCGGCGAUCUUUGCCGAGAUGAUGAGCCACCUGGAAGGCCCGCACCACCCGCUGCUGCUCGCGGACGCGGCCAAGCACAUGGCCGAGAUGCCGGCGUUUCAAGUGCCGUACAUGGAGAGCACCAAGAUGCUCAUUGCGCGUCAGCUCAAGGUCUUCCUCCGCAACACGGCGUUCGUCAAGAGCCGCUUCAUCAUGGUGCUGGUCAUGGGUCUCCUCUACGCGUCGACGUUCUACCAAGUGGACUCGUCCAACCCGUUUGUAGUGCUUGGUGUCAUCUUUACGGCGGUGCUCUUCCUCGCACUCGGCCAAGUGCCACUCAUGCCGGCGGCGCUGGACGCACGCAACAUUUACUACAAGCAGCGCGGCGCCAAUUUUUUCCGGACCUCGUCGUUCAUUCUGGCCCAGUCGUUCACCCAAGUGCCGUUCGCCUUGGGGGAGACCUUGGUGUUUGGCGCCAUCAUGUACUGGAUGACGGGCUUUGUGUCGGAAGUCGGCGCGUUCUUCGUCUACUUGCUGCUGCUCUUUCUGACCAACUUGUCGUUCGCGUCGUGGUUCUUCUUCAUUGCCAUGAUUGCGCCGGACUUGCACGUCGCCAAGCCCGUGGCGAUGCUGUCGAUCUUGUUCUACAUCUUGUUUGCGGGCUUUGUCAUCUCGCCGUCCAUCAUGCCCGACUACUUUAUCUGGAUCUACUGGAUCAAUCCGCUCAGCUGGUGCUUGCGCGCGCUCUCGAUCAACCAGUACUCGUCGUCCGAGUUCCAAGUCCCGGUCUACAAGGGCGUCGACUACAUGAAGCUCAAGAACGACACCAUGGGCAACGUCAUGCUCGAGACGUUUGGCCUCCAGACGGACACUGCUUGGAUCUGGUACGGCGCCAUUUACCUCGCAGCCAUCUAUGUCCUCUUCCUCGGCCUCUCGUACCUCGCCCUCGAGUACAAGCGCUACGACGCGCCGGAGAAUGUCUCGGUGGUGACGGUCGAAGCAGAGGAUGACGAUGUCGGUGACGGGUAUGUCAAGGCGCCCAAGACGCCGACAGAUAUCGGCAAUGCGGUGGAUGACGUUGCCGUACAUGUCGCCGGCUCAAGCUCGUUGUCACCCUCCGUUGUUAUGGCCUUUAAGGACCUCUGGUACUCGGUGCCCAACCCGACCAAGGGCGAGCCCGACUUGCAGCUACUCAAGGGCAUCAGUGGCUACGCUCUUCCCGGCACGAUCACGGCGCUCAUGGGCUCGUCCGGCGCCGGCAAGACCACCUUGAUGGACGUCAUUGCCGGUCGCAAAACAGGCGGCAAGAUCGAAGGUCAGAUCCUCCUCAACGGCUACGCAGCCACGGACCUCGCGAUCCGUCGUGCGACGGGCUACUGCGAGCAGAUGGACAUCCACAGCGAGAGCGCGACGUUCCGCGAGGCGUUCCAGUUCAGCGCGAUGCUCCGCCAGUCGGACGAGAUCCCAACGGAAGAGAAGAUGGCGUUUGCGGAAGAGUGCCUUGAGCUCCUCGACAUGAAGAACCUCGGCGACAAGAUCAUUCGUGGCGCGUCGGUCGAGCAGAUGAAGCGUCUGACGAUCGGUGUCGAGCUUGCGGCGGCGCCGAGCAUCCUCUUCUUGGACGAGCCGACGUCCGGUCUCGACGCUCGGUCGGCCAAGAUCAUCAUGACGGGCAUCCGCAAGAUCGCCUCGACAGGUCGCACCGUCGUCUGCACGAUCCACCAGCCGUCGACCGAGGUGUUUGAGAUGUUUGACUCGCUCCUCCUUCUCAAGCGCGGUGGCGAGACCGUCUUCUUUGGCGACCUCGGCGCGAACGCGAUCAACAUGAUCAGCUACUUCAAGUCGAUUCCCAACACGCCGCCGCUUGUCGAGGGUGCGAACCCGGCGACGUGGAUGCUCGAAGUCAUUGGUGCCGGUGUCGAGGCCAAGCAUACCAACUUGCCGCCCAACGACUACGUCCGCAUCUUCAACGACUCGUCCGAGCGCUCGAUCAUGGACAAGGAGCUCGUCCACCAUACGCAGCCACACUCGACGUUGCCCGAGCUGACGUUUGGCAAGAAGCGUGCGGCGUCGUCGUCGACGCAGUUCAAGAUGGUCACGCAGCGCUUCUUCCGCAUGUACUGGCGCACGCCCACCUACAAUUUUACGCGUGCCAUGAUGUCGCUCGUGCUCGCAAUCCUCUUUGGUCUUGUGUACCGUGGUGUCGACUACGCGACGUACAUUGGCGCCACCGGUGGCGUCGGCAUGGUCUUCAUGACGUCGCUCUUCGUUGGUUUGAUCUCGUUCAACAGUGUGCUGCCGCUCGCCUCGGAGGAACGCGCGUCGUUCUACCGCGAACGCGCCUCGCAGACGUACAACGCGCUCUGGUACUUUAUUGGCUCGACGCUCGUGGAGAUCCCGUACUGCGUGGUCUCGACCUUUGUCUUUACGAUCAUCUACUACCCGUUCGUGGGCCUCAACGAAUCGGUCGGCGCGUGCCUCUUUUACGGCCUCAACCUCUCGCUCCUCGUCUUGAUGAACGUCUACUUUGGUCAGCUCAUGUCGUACUGCAUGCCCCGCGUCGACGUUGCUGCGCUCAUGGGUGUCCUCCUCAACUCGAUCUUCUUCCUCUUCAUGGGCUACAACCCGCCCGCGUCGCAGAUCCCGAACGGCUACCGCUGGCUCUACCACAUCACGCCGCCCAAGUACUCGGUCGCGCUCCUCGUCGCCGAGACGUUUACCAAGUGCACGGACGACACCCAGAUCGGCUGCAAGUUCAUGCCGGAGGACGGCAUUCCGCCGAGCCUCUUUGCCGAGUUUGGCACCAAGAAGAUUCGCGUCAAGGACUAUGUCGAGAAGGUCUACGAGAUGAACUACGACGACCGGUGGGCCAACUUUUUCGCGGUCAUUGGCUUCAUCCUGCUCUGGCGCAUCCUCGCGCUGCUUGCGCUGCGCUACGUCAACCACCAAAAGAGAUAGGCCGUGACCGCUCAUGAAUACAUAUCCUGUACGUGUUUCCAAC